Pisolithus orientalis is the source of this 717-nucleotide messenger RNA. RefSeq lists its product as uncharacterized. Bases 1 to 717 code for a protein of 238 amino acids. The transcript has 5 exons. NCBI's taxonomy places the organism in Eukaryota, Fungi, Basidiomycota, Agaricomycetes, Boletales, Pisolithaceae. The record is from RefSeq and is a predicted model, not a curated record.
AUGUCUUACUAUCAGGCCAUUGACACAUACAACGAUGAUUGGUCUUCCGAGGACGAGCAGGCGUUGCUCAAUUACGCUGCUGUUCCUCGUGACCAACAGCCUCACACUUGUGGUUGGGUGGUCUGUGGAGAGCCUUGCAACUCUGUGCUCUUCCCGAAUGAGUUUUCUGCCCACUUGAGGGCACAUGGCGUUAGAGGAGGUGGUAAUGCAAAAAUGUCUUGCUGCUGGUAUGUGUAUAGGUUGAUUGGAUAUCCCAAGACUCUAAUUAGAUUUGCCACUUUUUGGAUACUACAGUUCCAGUUGGUGACGGCGAACUAUUAUGCUCAUAGAUCUGCUCACAUACUGGUGCUACGCGGCGAUCCAACUAUGAACAAACUCGCGGUAGCCCGAGCAGUACUGGUUGCGCUUGAAAAGCAAGAACAGAAACUCCUAGAACAGCCGUGCAGCGUCCGAGUUGCCGCUCGAGCUCAGAGAGCCAAGGUCGAGAAACUCAUCAAACGAUUGCCCACGUUACCCAUCAAACGCAUUCCCAACGAAUUACUUUUACAAGUCUUAGAGCUUGUGGUCCACCCAGCAGAAUUUCCAAGGCCACCCACCGUGCAACUCGACUACAAGAAAUAUUUGGCAGUCGUUUCUCGUCCUUGGAGAACCCUGGUACUGGACAUCCCAACCCUGUGGGUUACGACAGAGGUCAAACCGGCCAGGGGUAACCGGUGA